GGGGCAGUGAUGACGUCAUCUGCCUAAUGACGUCUGACUGUUAUGGUUGAGCCAUAUUGAAAAAUUAUUAAAUGAAAAAUUUAAGUACCAUGAAUUUACUGAAAAUUACUCGGAUACGUCAGAUCACAGUGCUGGUAUUACUAAUCAUCCCUAAACAUGUGCAAGGUGCACAACUGACAGUAACUUUUGGAAAUGGUGACAUGACAAUCACAUGUCGGCCUGGAGACGAUGUUAGCCAGAUAUAUUCAAUAAGCGUUAUAACAGUGUUGAGAGAUGUGAGUGACAGUCGUACUUCAAAACCUAUGACAAUGGCUGCAGCAGCACCACAAAAAUACAAUGGAAACGUCUUUUUAACGGACACAUUAUUGGCACCGAGAGCCACAGUGACUGGGAAGGCAAAUGACACGGAUAUAAAAGGGUCGUUCGUACAGCUUGUCUUCAGAGAAGUAACAUACAGCGACUCGGGUCUAUACAUCUGUGAGAUUGUUUUCUUGGAACAGGACCUCGACUCCAGAACCAUCAGAGACAGAAAGAACAUUACUGUACCCAGUGCACAACUGACAGUAACUUUUGGAAAUGGUGACAUGACAAUCACAUGUCGGCCUGGAGACGAUGUUAGCCAGAUAUAUUCAAUAAGCGUUAUAACAGUGUUGAGAGAUGUGAGUGACAGUCGUACUUCAAAACCUAUGACAAUGGCUGCAGCAGCACCACAAAAAUACAAUGGAAACGUCUUUUUAACGGACACAUUAUUGGCACCGAGAGCCACAGUGACUGGGAAGGCAAAUGACACGGAUAUAAAAGGGUCGUUCGUACAGCUUGUCUUCAGAGAAGUAACAGACAGCGACUCGGGUCUAUACAUCUGUGAGAUUGUUUUCUUGGACCAGGACCUCGCCCCCAGCACCAUCAGAGACAGAAAGAACAUUACUGUACCCAUUGAAGGUGCACAACUGACAGUAACUUUUGGAAAUGGUGACAUGACAAUCACAUGUCGGCCUGGAGACGAUGUUAGCCAGAUAUAUUCAAUAAGCGUUAUAUCAGUGUUGAGAGAUGUGAGUGACAGUCGUACUUCAAAACCUAUGACAAUGGCUGCAGCAGCACCACAAAAAUACAAUGGAAACGUCUUUUUAACGGACACAUUAUUGGCACCGAGAGCCACAGUGACUGGGAAGGCAAAUGACACGGAUAUAAAAGGGUCGUUCGUACAGCUUGUCUUCGGAGAAGUAACAGACAGCGACUCGGGUCUAUACAUCUGUGAGAUUGUUUUCUUGGACCAGGACCUCGCCCCCAGAACCAUCAGAGACAGAAAGAACAUUACUGUACCCAAUCCAAAUGAUCCAGAUGCAGAUGCAGAUCCAGAUUCAGAUGCAGAUCCAGAUGCAGAUUCAGAUCCAGAUCCAGAUCCAGAUGCAGAUCCAGAUCCAGAUGCAGAUUCAGAUGCAGAUUCAGAUUCAGAUUCAGAUUCAGAUUCAGAUUCAGAUUCAGAUUCAGUUCCAGAUCCAGAGCGGAGUGUCAUGGAAACUGCCAUUGUGGCAACAGUAGUGGGUGUAGCGCUGCUGAGUCUUGUUGGUGUUGCGGCUUGGUUUCAUACUAAGAGGAUGAAACGAGCGAAUGCUGAGAGUGACGAAGUGGUGGACCAAACUGCAAAGGAUGAAAACAAUCCUGCUUUCGUGGAGAAUAAUUAAUUAGUUGUGUAUUUACUGAACAUUUGUUUGUUUUAUCAGUUCAUUUUUAUCAUUCAUUGCUCGAUUCAACAAUUUGACCAAUUACUCGGGUACGAAUUCAUGAUUGAAUACCAUCUUUCGUCUGGCCACAGGCGUUGUACUGAUUAAUGAAGUUCGAACAUGUGAUUCAAUACAGUUUUGAUGAUUGAGUUCAAAAGAGAACAGUAUAAAGUUAUCUUUUCCUGUUCUAGUUGUGUAGUAGUGGUCAGUGCACUGCUGAAUAUGUUUAGUGUUAAAUUCAGUUAUAUAAAUUUCAGGUACCAAUGGUACCUGUCUAUUGAAAAAAAGACCUGGUUCCCAUUGGCAUAUUAUUUCAACCCCUGCGCCGAUCACAAAUGCUGUUCAUUGUAGAUUUAGUUAGGCAAGCAUUCCUAAUUUCCAUUUUUAAAAAAAAAAAAAAAAAAUAUUCAAAUUGUUAUGUUUUUAAAUAGUAAAUUAACGAAAAUCCACCCCUCUUUUAAAACAAGUAGAUAUAAAUAAUUAUGUAAUAUAUUAUCCACAAAUGUGUAGGUAGCUUGUAAAAUCAUUAGUCAAAAUAAUAAAUAAAACAGCAAUAGUGAGCCAUACUAAAGAACGUCAUCUGCUCGACGUAGUUUGAAAUUAUAUUUUCUCUUUUGUUUUGCCCUUGUAAAUUAUAUUUGCUCUAUUGUUAAUCUGUCUACUAGUUGGUUAUCAAUUUAGACUUAAUGCUGCGCGUGCGUGCUAAAAACAAAAAAUCAUAAUAAAUCUGUCUUAAUGAGAGUGUCUAGACUGGAUGUGUGGGUCUGCAAAACGCAUGUAACCAGCCACAAGGCAGAUGUUGUAUAUACCCAGGGUGUGCAUUUCAUGGUCGCCCGGUCGCCCGAGGCGUUUAAAAACAACGUUGGGCAAGUCAAAACCUUAUCUUGAGUCGUCCGUUAUGACCUAUAUGAGCCUUUACUGUACUAUGAGUAGGUACUUCUGUUUUAUUUAUAUCUUAGCCAGUGUUUCUUUAUAUAUAAGACAACCAUUACUAUUUACUGAAAAGAACAGCCACUUUUGUCAAUAACAGUGUAUCCAAGUUUAAAGCAAAAACAAACAAACAACAACAACAAAAAAACAAACACAAACAAAAACAAACAAACAAACGAACAAACAAAAAUGUUUUUGUACUAACGGUUUUUUCACUUGUUGGUUCCAUUUUUCUUUACAGUCAGUUUUUGUAGGUGUCUUACCAACCCCAACUUCAGCCAGAAAAUGAUUGGCUAACGUUCGCGAACUAAUUGAUUGGUUCCUAACGUGGCCAUUUCGUUUACUGUGAAGCAAUAAACCAGUCUAGCGGACGUUUUUCCGCUUGGUCUGGCUGAACGCAGCCCAGGUUACUUUUCGAAGAUUGCUUAUUCGCAAACAGCGCAUGGAAUACUUUUGCCGAUGUAUUUUGCGCAUUGGUUCAAUGUUUGUAUGGAUAUUACUGAAGUACAUUUCCGCUACCGUCAAAAAUAUUUAUUGAUUAAAAAGAGCAGGUAAUUCAAGGUUAGGAGCAAUAAAUCAGCUAAAAAAUAGAAAUGUUUGAUAUAUUACUAUAUUUGGCACACUACAGAACUGAACAAACAUGUUCCUUUCGGUUCUGUUCGUUGGCAAUUUGGUUCAUAGAAAUGGACCAACCACGGCUUGGCUCCAGGCCAGACUCUUCUCGAUAAACCUUUAUGUUUAGAAAUGCACAGAUUUGAAUGUAUGCUACGCCUUUGAAGCCAGUUUAAACUAAAGCUUGAUAACCGGACUUCUUCUUUUUUUUUUAUUAUUAAUAUUAUUAUUAUUAUUUAAUUCUGUAACAUUUUACUGACUGAUUAUUCAAUUUAAUAAAUUUUUGGAAAUAUUUCACGCGAAUCCAAAUAGAUUCGGAUGUUUUAUGCUUGCUCGAAUCCUGGCGCGAAUCGGAUUCGGAGAUUCGUGCGAAUUUUUUAGCCCUGACAUUGGCAAGAUAUGAUGACUAGAUAAAUCUCUAUAUGUUCGGUCACUGACGUCAUGUAUCUUGUAAUCUUGUAUGACGUCAUACGGCAAAAGCCUUGCUAGGUUCACCAUACUCAAUUUGCUUACAUAAAAAUGGAAUAAAUAAUGAUUUUCCGCCUAUUCCUGUUGGAUUGCAGGAUAUAAGAAAUAACUGGUUACCGUCUUAAGAUAUCGGCUUUAUCCUGUUCAGGUCGAAUGGUUCGGCAAAGCCCCUUUGCAUUCGCCAUUCUAACCUUUGCAAUAUAAAGCCGAGAUCUUAAGACAGUAAUCAGCUAUUCCAUAUAUAUAUAUAUAUAUAUAUAUAUAUAUAUAUUAAUUAAUCUACUGCGUACUGGCAUCAGUUGCACAUUAUGCAACGUGACUUAGUCCACCAUGAUGAUGUAGAUAGUUACAUAUUGUAUCUCCUCUACAAUGCUAGCCUGUAUUAUCUGCUUUCCUAUCAUUUUGUUUUGGGCUUGGGAUGAUAGGUAGGUAGCAUUUUGGCUGAUGCCCGUGUACUUUCAGAGCUUCUCAUCGAGCUGUGCUGGCUGUUUUAUUAAGGACAGGACGUUUCCUGGGUCUCCACCAGAAUGGAACAUGUAGUUCGUUGUCUCCCCUAAGACCCAUGCAUUGGCGGCCGCAGUACAACACAUCCUCUUCUGCUUACUUGAGGAUGUGCAUAUUUUCAGUAAUGUUGGCCUGCGUUCUGUCGGUUAUGGCCGUGAUAGCUACUGUUGGAUUUUCAACAGACUGGAGAAAUAGUUUAGCUUCUACAAGUGCAGUUAAAUUGGAUGAUUUUUACUUGAUAUUGGCCAAGAACCUUUGAUUUGUGGUGUCAUUUAAUGAAUGGGGAGUUUGGUCAUAAUUCCCAUCUGUUUUCUCACUUUUGGUUUAGUGAAUAAGGAACAGCACAUCGAGAACACCCCACCAACCUUGCAACUGUAAACAAGUCACCAUCCAUACUCAUCCAACCACUGGUGUUCGGAUUGUCUGUUGCAUCCACCAUGAUAUUGUGUUGUGAAGAUGUAGUGUUAGCUUAAUAUAUUGUAUUUUUCAUUGACACCGUCAGACAACCUAUUCACUGAGUUUAUUAUGAUGUCCUGAACAGAUUUUGUGGCAUUCAUUAAAAACUCUAAUGUCUUUGAUCAUUUGUGACUUUCCAUCAUUCACUCUAGUUGUUAGUAAUUGGUCUGUGUCGUCGAGAUCUGCAUACGAGGGUCAUUUUGUAUUUGUAGUGUUAGUGUUAGUGUUUUGGAUUAUCGAUUCCUGCAAUAGUUCUGUUUAACUGAUUUUGUUAGUCGAUGGUCUAUUAGUUUCACCAUGUUAAUUUUCUUGGGCAUGGAUAUCACUUGUAAUGCCUGUAAACGAAAACAAUGAGGAGUCCAAACGCCAUUCAAAUCCCACAUAAAUGAGAGGAAGCAGUGAGUGUCACUUAUCGGAGCUCUCCGAGUUACACGGUGGUUCACAGGCCCAUCUGACGUUUGUACACAUGUUUUGCGUUGAAGGUUCAUUUUUGAAGAAUAUAAACUCAAUUGACCUUUCACUUAUUAGAAUUUAUAAAACGGAGAACAGGAAACCAUAAAACCAAAAGUGUCUACCUGUGUAUGUGUAUGAUGAGUGUGCGUCAAACAUUGCGCUGUCAGCAAAAUGACUUAAGACAUGACCUAUUUAAAUUAUAGCUAUUUGGUAGUUGUAAUACAUAUGUUACAUACACACACAUAGUGAGAGAGAGAGAGAGAGAGAGAGAGAGAGAGAGAGAGAGAGAGAGAGAGAGAGAGAGAGAGAGAGAGAGUAAUACGUAUAUUGGGGGGGGGGGGGGUGCGUGAGAGAGUAUUUGCUAAAGCCAUAUUAUUUUAGCUACUUUUGAUUAUAUUCGACUUCUGAUCAUUGUUUCAGUUCCAUGACACACACACAAAUGUCGCACACUGGCAGAAUUUCGAAAAUUACUGAUAUGCACAUUCCACUGGGAUUCGCUAACCAUUGGUUCUUAACGUCAUUUGUCAGUUUGUUCAUUCUAAAUUAUUAUAAAAAGCAUAAACUUUGAGAACAUGCUACAACGUUGAUCCUUAAAAUGGAAGAAGCUGAAUUUGCUUUUAUUAUAUUUAAAGGAAAACGCCAAAAUAACUAUUGACGCUUAAUUGUUUUGGUGGGGUUUUUUUUCGUGAUUUUUAAUUUUUAGGGGGUGUAUCUUUUGUUUCUUUUUUCUGUUUUCUGUUUUCUGGGGGGGGGGUUUGUUGGGUUUUUUUGUGGGAAGGCGGGGAUAGCAAGUUUAUUACACCAGAAAUAAAUGUGAUAGUGUAACUUUUAACUGGCACUUUAGCAAAAUGACCUGCGGGGGCUUGCUUUCCUAUGUUAAUUUUGUACCCUGGGAUAUAUAAAAGCAUAAAAUAACCUAUGAUAUAUGGGGUUAACAGUGAAGACUGGAAAUUAAAGAAAAGGGGUUAAAGAAUGGGAAAAGGGGCAAAAAGAGAGAAAGAAAGGACCCGAAACAUAAUGACUUUGGUGAUAGAAGUUUGUGCAUUUUGUUUUGUGAUCCAUACUUCUAGGGCAGUAUAUUGGCAUGCCUUGUUUCUAGGAAUUGACUGAUAUGAUAUAUAUUUUUCAAUUUGCAUUUUAUCUUUUAUAAUAUUUAAAAGAUCAGAUAUGUCAGGUGCCUGUUUUUGCAUUUUACGUUUUUUUACAUUAAUAAUUAGCCAAUUAGCAGAGAAUAUUAUUGGUAGUUUUUGUUGUUGUUGUUUAUGAUUCCAUAAGAAAACUUUUUUUUUUAUUGAAUUGUAUGUUUUCACCUUUGUCCUGGCUUCACCGUACAAUUUCGUUAUGUACAUCUUAGACUGGAACAGCCAUAGAACAAAUGUCCCAAUGUUUCUGACUAUGGCAUAACUCACAAAUAUUUUAUUCUAUAUAUUAUAUUUUAUUAACAAAAGUGUUAGUUGUUGUUAUUAUUUUAUAUAGGAUUUAUAUUUAAACCACACUAAUGUUGGGUCUUUUAAAAAUUGAAAUGGUAAAUUAUUGUACUGUUGUACCAAAUAUUGAUUCUAAUUAUUUCAGUUUUACUCUUAGUUUGUGAUAAAUUCAACUUGUUUUCUUUUUAAAUUUGUAUUUUAAUAAAGUAAUCAAAACUCGU
Molecule: messenger RNA, 6792 nt
Organism: Gigantopelta aegis
Lineage: Eukaryota; Metazoa; Mollusca; Gastropoda; Neomphalida; Peltospiridae
Product: serine-aspartate repeat-containing protein D-like
Exons: 7
Coding region: 72-1682 (536 amino acids)
Source: RefSeq, a predicted model, not a curated record